Molecule: messenger RNA, 312 nt
Organism: Eimeria mitis
Lineage: Eukaryota; Apicomplexa; Conoidasida; Eucoccidiorida; Eimeriidae
Exons: 1
Coding region: 1-312 (103 amino acids)
Source: RefSeq, a predicted model, not a curated record
AUGCACCCAGGGACCUGCAGCAGCAGCAGCAGCAGCAGCAGCAGUAGUAGUAAAAAGCAGCAGCAAAUAGCUGCAGCAGGAAUGUCAGCAGCUGCUUUAGCAGCAGCAGCAGCAGCAGCAGCAGCAGCAGCAAACAGUAGCACCACAGCAGCAACUGGAGCAGCAGGAGGAGCAGCAGCAACAACAGCAGCAACCGCAGUAGAAGCAACAGCAAGAGCAGCAGCAGCAACAGCAGCAGCAGCAACAGGAGCAACAGCAGCAGCAGCAGCAGCAGCAACAGCAGCAGCAGCAGCAAACCUUCUACAGCCCUGA